Messenger RNA from Colletotrichum costaricense, 2394 nucleotides. RefSeq lists its product as uncharacterized. The coding region runs from base 1 to 2394 and encodes 797 amino acids. Gene Ontology annotation, biological process: carbohydrate metabolic process. The record is from RefSeq and is a predicted model, not a curated record. Gene Ontology annotation, molecular function: hexosyltransferase activity; UDP-glycosyltransferase activity. The transcript is spliced from 6 exons. Lineage: Eukaryota; Fungi; Ascomycota; Sordariomycetes; Glomerellales; Glomerellaceae.
AUGUCUAUUGUGGACUCGAAAAGAAUUUUGGCGACUGCCGAGACGGAGGACGCCGAAUCUCUCUGCAACGUCCCUCCUCCAUACGAGCUGCACUCCGCCGGUGCGCUGUUAUCUAGCGAGGCUGCAAUUCAGUCUGACGGCCAUGUGAACAUCAACUUCCAGUCGCAGAACCCAGGGGAACUGUGGGAGCAGCUUCCCCCUUUCCCCGCAGCCGAGGAUACUGCGUUGCCGAACAUCAACCUCAAGCCCGUACCCUUCCUUAACGUCGUGAUACAGGUUGUAGGUAGCCGGGGUGACGUUCAGCCAUUCAUAGCACUUGGCACAGCUCUCCGUCGUUACGGCCAUCGGGUUCGCCUAGCCACGCAUGACACCUUUUCCAAAUUCGUGAUCGACUCUGGCUUAGAGUUCUUCCCGAUUGGCGGAGAUCCCGCCGACUUGAUGUCGUACAUGGUCCGAAAUCCUGGUCUGAUUCCUUCCAUGGAGUCUCUUAAGGGCGGCGAUGUGGGGAAGAAACGACGAAUGAUACGUGAAAUGCUCCACGGAUGCUGGCGUUCCUGCAUUGAUCCUGAUCCCAUCAGCAACCGACCGUUCGUAGCCGACGCCAUCAUCGCGAACCCCCCAAGCUUCGCCCAUGUGCAUUGUGCGCAAGCCCUCGGCAUUCCAGCUCACAUCAUGUUCACCAUGCCCUGGACAGCGACUCGUGCUUUCCCUCACCCACUAGCAAACAUCCAACGCAGCAAGGACCUGGAGCUACAGGUCACCAAUUGGCUGUCGUAUGGAGUCGUCGAAUUGAUGACCUGGCAGGGUCUGGGCGAUGUUAUCAACAACUGGCGAAGGAAGGAUCUCCAGCUCGCGCCGAUUCCUGCCAGCAUGGGUCCAGGCGUGACAACGUUUCUCAAGAUCCCGCACACAUACUGCUGGUCACCGGCCGUGGUUCCCAAGCCUGCAGACUGGGGUCCAGAAAUUGACGUUUGCGGCUUCUUCAUGCGCGACGAGCCGUCCUACAAGCCACCUGCCGACUUGAACGCCUUUCUUUCAGCCGGUCCGCCUCCAUUGUAUGUUGGGUUCGGUAGUAUCGUUAUCGACGACCCAGGGCGUUUGACAGACGUCAUCCUCGAGGCCGCAGGUAUUUGCGGCAUCCGUGUCAUCAUCUCGCGAGGAUGGAGCAAGCUCGGCGAGGGAAAGUCAAACACAGACAGCGUGUUCUAUCUCGGAGAUUGCCCACACGAGUGGCUGUUCAAACGAGUGUCAGCCGUGGUGCAUCAUGGAGGAGCUGGAACGACAGCUUGUGGCCUGAUCAACGCGAGACCGACUAUCAUCGUGCCGUUCUUCGGCGACCAGCCGUUUUGGGGCCGGGUCAUUGCAAAGUCAGGAGCAGGACCCUUACCGAUUCCUCAAAGGGAGCUCCACACGCAGAAGCUCGUGGAGGCUAUUCAGUAUUGUCUUUCGCCCGAAGCAAAUCGUGCGGUCCAAGAAGUAGCCAGCGCCAUGCGUCGAGAACGCGGCGUCGAUACCGCCACAGCAUCGUUCCAUCGUAACAUUCCUGCCAGCGAUCUCGGCUGCGAUCUACUUUCUGGUCAGCGCGCCGCCUGGCUAUUUGAGAAGCAGUCCAAAACGGGCGCCAAGCGGAUGAGACUGUCGAAUCAAGCAGCAUCGUCUCUGAUUGUUGCGAAGAAGAUAAAGAUGUCUGACUUGAAGCCUCUGCGAACGAAGGAAUACGACACCGAUGUGAAACGAUGGGAUCCCAUCACCGGUGGUGCCUCUUCACUCCUAGGCACCGUCACCGACUUCACCGUCGCUCUGGGCGGCACCUUCAUCGAUCCAUGGAAGGAAUACAAGCGUUCUCGGGCGUCUGGUAAUGAGGCCGGCUCGGCGAGUGGUGCAGCCGCAAUGGCUGUGGGUAAGGGAUUUGCCUCCAUGUCUGGAGCGAUCGUCAAGGGCGGCCUUGUGAGCAUGCCCCUCGCCAUCACAGAAGGCCUUCACAACGCUCCCAAUCUGUACGGCGACAAGGUACGAGACAAUGGCAAGGUAGAAGACUGGAAGAGCGGAGGAGUUGUAGCCGCAAAGACCUUUGGAACCGGAUUCUAUGACGGACUGACGGGUGUCUUCACCGAUCCCUACAAAGGCGCGAAGGAAGGAGGUGCUCUUGGUCUAGCAAAGGGAGUUGCCACGGGGUCCUUCGGCCUUAUUCUCAAGCCAGGAGCUGCAAUGUUUGGACUCGUCGCAUACCCUGCUCAAGGAAUCCAUAAAUCCCUCAAGGCAAGAACCGGUCGCAGCCAUGAAGUUUUGAAGGCGAAAACCGCGCUCCUGGACUACGACCAACGACUGAACAACGGGAACCCCCGCGACGGAAGCAAGGUCCUGCAGGUGUUCGACGCCUACUUUACGCAAUAG